Molecule: messenger RNA, 1274 nt
Organism: Gastrolobium bilobum
Lineage: Eukaryota; Viridiplantae; Streptophyta; Magnoliopsida; Fabales; Fabaceae
Product: persulfide dioxygenase ETHE1 homolog, mitochondrial
Exons: 9
Coding region: 164-1066 (300 amino acids)
Biological process (GO): hydrogen sulfide metabolic process; glutathione metabolic process
Molecular function (GO): sulfur dioxygenase activity
Source: RefSeq, a predicted model, not a curated record
ACCAUUUUCCUGUGUCUCCCUUCCAUUGGCGACCUUCGCUGAGGCCAUACCCACUUGAUUGAGAUCAUCGUCCUUUAUUAUUUAUUAUAUUGACAACCCAACAACAUCAACGUCAACCAUAUCUUCCAUCGCCAAUUUCCAUUCUCAACCUUUGUUAUUAUUUAUGCUACCAAAAAUGAUGCGAUUCCACUUCACCAGAGUCUCUCUCUUUGCUUCCAAAGCCUCACAUUUUCCUCUCACCCCAAUUUCCAUUUCCAUUUCCACAGCAAUUCCCAACCCCACCAGGCUCAGAUCACAAAUGGGUUCUUACUCCACUUCUUCUUCUUCCUCUUCCUCUUCCAAGCUCUUGUUCCGCCAGCUUUUCGAGAUGGAAUCUUCCACCUACACAUACCUUCUUGCUGAUGCUUCACACCCUGACAAACCAGCACUCUUGAUUGACCCUGUGGAUAAGACAGUCGAUAGAGACUUAUCUCUAAUUCAAGAACUGGGGUUGAAGCUUGUGUAUGCCAUGAACACACAUGUACAUGCAGAUCAUGUCACUGGGACUGGCCUCAUCAAGAGCAAAGUUCCUGAUGUAAAGUCUGUUAUUUCAAAAGCAAGUGGUGCAACAGCAGAUCUUUAUGUGGAGCCAGGCGAUAAAGUCCGUUUUGGUGAUCUUUUUCUAGAGGUUCGUGCGACUCCUGGUCAUACCUUGGGUUGCAUUACCUAUGUUACAGGAGAUACACCUGAUCAACCUCAACCUAGGAUGGCAUUCACAGGAGAUGCUAUAUUAAUACGUGGAUGUGGGAGGACAGACUUUCAGGGUGGGAGUUCAGAGCAGCUUUACAAAUCAAUCCAUUCACAGAUUUUUACACUGCCCAAGGAUACAUUAAUCUAUCCAGCUCAUGACUACAAAGGAUUCACAGUAAGCACUGUUGGGGAGGAGCUGCAAUACAAUCCACGCUUAACGAAGGAUGAGGAAACUUUCAAGAACAUCAUGGCAAAUCUUAACCUGUCAUAUCCAAAACUGAUCGACAUAGCUGUCCCAGCUAAUAUUGUUUGUGGAGUCCAAUCCAAAGCAAGCUGAACUUUUAUAGGCCUUAUCUGAGAACAUAGUGAUGUUAUUCACCACGAAGACCUUGCAAGUAAAGAAAAAAAAAAGUGUUGACUGCCCUUUGAGUUGAAGAGAAAUAUGCUAGUUGUAAACAAAUAAAAUGAUGAUUGUGGGCCGCAACAUAAUCUGUAAUUAGAUUCCAGUUAUUAUGCGAUGGAACUCAGAAAAAUUAUAACAAUGA